AUGAGUGUCAAACCAAUAGCGCUGACUAUAAGAGUCGAGGGUACUCCAAAUUUGAGAUGGCUCCAAAAGGAUAAAGUGUACCUGAGGUGUGGAGCUUUGUUGAAGAUCAAUGAAGCUGCUGAGGUGGAGAACCAGGAAGCACAGUCACCUUCACCUGCAUCACCAUUGAAUGGCAGAGCUGAGGCUAUGGAGGAACACAGUUUAGAAAGUCACAACCAAAACCAAAACUCAAACCCAACCAAAGACCCUGCCCAUCCAAGCAGUCCAUACUACAUUGGCACAAAUGAUGGGACUGGCUCCAUGCUUGUUACUCAUAGCUUGGAUGCCAGUAACUAUUACUCAUGGGCUCGAUCAAUGAAAAGAGCUUUGAGAAUCAAAAAUAAGCUUGGCUUCAUUGAUGGAAGUCUAUGUGAGCCAACUGACCCAAAUGACCCUCUCAUGGAACAUUGGCUGCGUUGCAAUGAUGUUGUAAUCACUUGGAUGCAAAACACCAUGGCUCUUGAUAUCAAGUGCAGCACAGUAUAUGCAGAAACAGCACAUAAACUUUGGCUUGAGUUAGAGCAACGUUUUGCACAACAAAAUGCACCUCGAAUUUUUGAGAUCAAACAAGCUGUAACUAUGCUGAUGCAAAACCAAGAUGUUGUAAGUGUUUACUUCUCCAAACUCAAAACCUUACUUGAUGAGCUUUUGAACUAUGAGACAAUUCCAAGUUGCAGCUGUGGAGGCUUGAAAACUGUUGUACAAAACCAACAAAGGGAUUAG
Messenger RNA from Carya illinoinensis, 762 nucleotides. RefSeq lists its product as uncharacterized. Lineage: Eukaryota; Viridiplantae; Streptophyta; Magnoliopsida; Fagales; Juglandaceae. The record is from RefSeq and is a predicted model, not a curated record. The coding region runs from base 1 to 762 and encodes 253 amino acids. The transcript is spliced from 2 exons.